Molecule: messenger RNA, 1086 nt
Organism: Sinocyclocheilus anshuiensis
Lineage: Eukaryota; Metazoa; Chordata; Actinopteri; Cypriniformes; Cyprinidae
Product: acyl-coenzyme A thioesterase 12-like
Exons: 11
Coding region: 1-1086 (361 amino acids)
Biological process (GO): acetyl-CoA metabolic process
Cellular component (GO): cytosol; cytoplasm
Molecular function (GO): acetyl-CoA hydrolase activity
Source: RefSeq, a predicted model, not a curated record
AUGGCUGAAAGAUAUGCAGGAAUGGCGUGUGUCACGGCUUCUAUGGAUGAUAUCCAGUUUGAAGAGACUGUAAGGGUUGGGCAGGUUAUCAAUAUCAAAGCCAGAGUGAACAGGGCUUUCAACACAAGUAUGGAGGUAGGAAUCUAUGUAACAGUACAGGAGGUGCUCAGUGGGGUGACAAAGAGGGUUUGCGUGGACUUCUCCACGUUUGUCGCCAAACCAACAGGAACACACAAGGUGUCUCUGAAACCCUUGGACGUUCAGGGCUCCGUAGAGGAAAUGCUGGAAUAUUCACUAGCUUCAGAGAGACGACGACUACGUCUCUACAAUGAAGAGGCCUUCAAGAACCUCAUGAAGGACUAUUACUACCUUCAAAACAAGGCACUGUGUAGCAGGAAGCCCGUCGCACCCGUGGUGUUGACCGAGCUCAUGCGGGUCGUGAGCAUCGAGCUGGUGCUGCCGCCACACGCCAAUCACCAUGGAAACACAUUUGGAGGACAGAUCAUGGCCUGGAUGGAGAACGUGGCUACAGUAGCAGCCAGUCGUUUGUGUGGCUACUAUCCUUCUCUUGGAGCUGUGGACAUGUUUCGAUUCCGAGGUCCGUCCAGUGUCGGUGUCAAUAAUACCUUUCAGACCAGUGUGGAGGUUGGUGUUCGGGUGGAGGCGUAUAACUGUGAGGAGUGGAAUGAGGGGACACCAAGACACAUCAACAGUGCCUCCAUGAUUUAUUACAUCCCAGGACGUGACGGUGAGAAACAGACGUUUCCUGAUGUCACCUACACAACGCUUGAUGGAGAAAGACGAUUUAUUGGUGCUAUUGUUAGGAAGAGAAUUCACAUGGCCAGAAAACACAUUCUGUACUCAAGAGAUGAGGGACCAAUUUCCGUGCCUUGGGACAGAAGUAAUCAGCACACUGUCCCACUCACCUGCCAGACAGCCGGUGGUGUCCAUCCACUUCAGCAGCUGUCCUGCACCCAGCUCUCCCUAGUGGUUUGCAUGGUAGGGCAGGAUGGACUGGCACAUCUGCACCUCCACCGGGCCCGACGCUUUCUUCCAUCCCUUCUCGCAGGAUCCGUCCGUAUCUAA